Molecule: messenger RNA, 4750 nt
Organism: Sphaerodactylus townsendi
Lineage: Eukaryota; Metazoa; Chordata; Lepidosauria; Squamata; Sphaerodactylidae
Gene: DCAF8
Product: DDB1 and CUL4 associated factor 8
Cellular component (GO): Cul4-RING E3 ubiquitin ligase complex; peroxisome; cytoplasm
Molecular function (GO): protein binding
Source: RefSeq, a predicted model, not a curated record
GAGCCGGGCGGGCUCCUUUCCUCCUUCGGCUCCUCCCCGCGCCGGCGGCCAAUCCGGGCUGCCCCUGGUCCAGCGGCGCGAUGGCGGCGGCGGCGGCGGCGUCGGAGCAGGACCGGGAGCUGGACGAGCUGCUGGAGAGCGCCCUCGACGACUUCGAGAAGGCCGCCCCGACGCCCCCGGACGACGCCAGCGGCGGAGAAGGAGGAGGCGCCGCCGCCGGGCAGAGGCCGCCGGGGGAGGAGGAGUCCCCCUCCCCGGUGUGGGCGGCGGCGGCGGCGGCGGGGCCGGAGCAGCGCUUCUUCCAGGAGCUGUUCGAGGGCGAGCUGGCCUCGCAGGCCACGGCGGAGUUCGAGCAGGCCAUGGCCGACCUGGCUCGCGAGGAGCCCCACCUGGUCCAGCAGUUCCAGAAGCUCUCCGAGGCCGCCGGCAGAGUCGGAGGCGACGCCACGUCCCAGCAAGAGUUCACCUCCUGCCUGAAGGAGACGCUCACCGGCUUGGCCAAGAACGCCAACGACUUGCAGAACUCCACGGUGGCUGAGGAGGAGAUGGCCAAGACCCUGGAAGGCCUGUGCCUGGAGGACGGGGACGGCAGCGGCGAAGGCAACCUCCUGCCACUCAUGCAGAGCAUCAUGCAGAACCUCCUCUCGAAAGACGUCCUCUACCCGUCCCUCAAGGAGAUCACGGAGAAGUACCCGGAGUGGCUGCGCAUCCACCGCGACACGCUGCCCAGAGAGCAGUACGAGAAGUACCAGGAGCAGCACAGCGUCAUGGGCAAGAUCUGCGAGCAGUUCGAGGCCGAGCGGCCCUCCGACAGCGACACGGAGCAGAAGGCCCGAUUCGAGCUGGUCCUCGACCUGAUGCAGCAACUCCAAGACCUGGGCCACCCUCCCAAGGAACUGGCUGGGGAAUCGCCGCCUGGUCUGAACUUUGACCCCGAAGGGUUGAAUCUGCCCGAUGCCGCCAGCACCGGAGGAGAGCAGUGCCGGAUCAUGGGCCAGAGCCGGAGGCAGCCUUGCAAAGGACUCCUGUGGUUCCCGUGGAAGGCUGUGUUGGGGGGCUCAGCUUCCCCUGGCCUUUCCUUGCACCCACUGCUUCUGACCUGCUGGUGGGCAGGAGAGACGUGGUUUUUCUGCCCCGGCGUGAAGUCGGAGGAGGGUCCGUUCGAUGGCAGGAGCUCAGCUGGGAUGGUUGGGGAGAUGGAAAAGGACGGGGGGGAUGAAUCCCCUUCUCCUGCCCCGGGGUCUGGGUGGAAGAGCUCGAUGAACUCUGAUCAGUCAAUAAAGGUGGAAGUUUAUCCUUUGACCAUGUUUUCGUUUUCUGUUUUCUUUUUGACUAAACGGCGGCAGGACCGGAGUGUGGUGUUUGGCUGCCGGAUAUGCCUGCCUGCCAGCCCGUCUGCGGGGUUGGGGAGGAGACUCCGCCUCCCCUCCCUGUCUGUGCUGCUGACACUUCCUGGCUUCUGCGCUUUUGACAACUGCAAAUCCCACCACUGUUUUGAGAUGGGUGGCCAAUGCCGAGGCUCCCGGAUCUAUAUCCGGAUGAAGCCCAGCGCCGCCGCCGCCUUUAGCAGCCCAGUGGCGGAGAGCCCCGCCGCUCCCCCCGUAGAGCCACUAGAGGGCGCCGGGGAGCCGGGGGCCGCUCUGCGCGGCCUCUCUGUGGCUUGUGCCGGAAGUGGCGCCGCCGGGCCCGACGGAGCGGCGGCUGCGGGACGGGGCGGCGGGGGCGAAGAUGGCGGCCGGGCGGCCCGCCGCAGGAGAGCUCGGCCCGGCGGCACCGGGGGGCGGCGGCGGCGGCGGCGGAGGCCGGAGAGGAGGAGGAGGAGGAGGCCUGGAGCCCCCCGCAGUUUGACAGCGUUUCCGCACCGUUCGCUCUCCAGACUCUGUUGGUUCUGCUUUGAGGGACAGGGCGAAUUCUCACGAAGCAAUAUGUCAGAGGCAGGGAGUAGCACAGAUGGGAAAACAGAGAUACCCAACGGAAGCUUGUCCAGUAGCCCAGAGGAAAUGUCUGGUGCCACCGAGGGGCAGGAGUCUUCCUCCGGCGUGGAAGUGGGGGCUUCCGACCUCAGCCUGAGCCUCACCGGGGACGAGGGGGCCCCCAACCGCGCCUACCCGGAGAGCUCCGCGGAGGAGAAGGACUCCGACAGCAUGGACGAUACCGGCCACUACUCCAUCACGGAGGAGAGCCGGACCUACGAUCGCUCUCACUCGGACGAGGAGGAGGAAGAGGAGGAGGAGGAGGAGGAAGAGGAGGACCUCGAAGUAGAGGUGCAGCAUUCCCACCGGCGAGUGCAGCGAGCGCCUCGACCGACCGACCUCGACGCGACGCAGCGGCCCUGGAGGGACUGGAUGGCCUCGGAGGCGACGGCUCUGGCGCUGCCGCACUGGCGAGCCGGGCGGGCCCUGCGGGAGAGGGAGCUGGGCUGCAGCUCCCGCUUCCUGCACGAGGCCUGCGGGGCCCGGGUCUUCGUGCAGCGCCGCCUGCAGUACGGCCUGGAGUGCCACAGCGGCUGCGUGAACACCUUGCACUUUAACCAGCGCGGAUCGUGGCUGGCGAGCGGCAGCGACGACCGGAAGGUGGUGGUUUGGGACUGGGUCCGCAGGAAGCCGGUGCUGGAAUUUGAGAGCGGCCAUAAGAGCAACGUGUUCCAGGCGAAAUUCCUCCCCAACAGCGGAGACUCGACCAUCGCCAUGUGCGCUCAAUGCCAGGUGGGUGGUUGAGCUGCCACCCAGUGCGCAAGCAGCUCACAAGCGGGUGGCCUAGGGCAUUGGCCAAGACACAAACUGGCCCUUGAGCCGGAUUCUCCGUGCACUUUCCUGUCUGCUGGCGAAGAUGCCGUCGUCUUCACCAUUGACCUGAGACAAGACCGGCCUGCUUCGAAACUGGUGGUGACGAAAGAGAAGGAGAAGAAGGUGGGCCUCUACACCAUCUACGUGAACCCCUCCAACACGCACCAGUUUGCUGUGGGGGGCAGAGAUGAAUACGUCCGGAUUUACGACCAGCGGAAGAUCAGUGAGAACGAGAGCCAGGGGGUGCUGAAGAAGUUCUGCCCUCCCCACUUGGUGAGCAGCGAGUCCAAAGCCAACAUCACCUGCCUGGUGUACAGCUACGAUGGGUCGGAACUCCUGGCCAGCUACAACGAUGAAGACAUCUAUCUCUUCAACACCUCCCACAGCGAUGGCGCAGAAUACAUCAAGAGAUACAAGGGGCAUCGGAAUAGCGCCACAGUGAAAGGCGUCAACUUCUACGGCCCCAAGAGCGAGUUCGUGGUGAGCGGCAGCGACUGCGGCCACAUCUUCCUGUGGGAGAAGGAGUCCUGCCAGAUCGUGCAGUUCAUGGAUGGCGACAAGGGGGGCGUGGUCAACUGCCUGGAGCCCCACCCUCACCUGCCUGUGCUGGCCACCAGCGGCUUGGAUCACGACGUGAAGAUUUGGGCCCCCACCGCAGAGGUCCCCACGCAGCUGACCGGCCUGAAGGAGGUGAUCAAGAAGAACAAGCGUGAGCGGGAUGAGGACAGCCUGCACCACACCGACAUGUACGAGAACCACCUUCUCUGGUUCCUGAUGCACCACUUCCGGCAGCGGCGGCACCACAGGCGCCGAAGAGAUCCCGGCGUGGGGGCGACGGACAGCGACUCGGACGAAUCCCUCAGCUCCUCCGACACGUCGGACGACGACGAGGAGGGCCCGGAUCGUGUGCAGUGUAUGCCUUCUUGAGGCCUCUGUGGACAGGGUGGGGCGAAUGAAAGGGCAGAAUCUUGAAACGAAGCCCCCCCCCUUUUAAGUCACCACUUUUUUUGCUUUGUAUUGACCCCCCCCGGACUUCUGCCCCUCGUGAGCCCCCGCUUUCCCCAGGGAGGGGGGGCAGUUUGGUCAACGGGCAUUUGGACUGCUGCUUGAGCCUCCAGGGGAGGGGACCGCAGCCCCCUGCUCUGCCCCCACCUCGACUUCCGCCCUGUUCAGUUCUCCCCACCAAAGUGCAGCAGGAGGGGCUGCCUCCUCUUCCCUUGGCGCUGCGUGGAGUGGGUCGUGAGUUCCUUUGUCCUUCCCUAGAGCUGUUGGUGGGAGCGCCACAGGACAUGGCGCGGGCCGUGUUUUUCCUCUUUUUCUAAUGAACGCCACCGCAUGCCUCCUCCUCCUCCCCGUCCCCCCGAUUUUGCCGCUUCACGGGUGGGCACGCUUGGACCCUGGGCCCCGUUACCUGUUGGGGCGCUCGCUCGGCCCUCCUUGUUUUCCGUUGUGUUUUUUUCUCUCUCCUUCAGCAGCCGCGACUGUCGGGCCCGGAAGGGUGCCCGCCCCUGCUGCCUAGAACGCCUUGCGCUGAGCUUGCGGGGUGUUCCUGAGGAGCAGCCGGGCUCCGAGCAGAGUUUGCUUGCCUCUAGUUUGUACAUAUUGGUGGUGAUUUGCACUUGAUCCGUCUCCUGCUCCUCCUUUCCCAAAAAGUCCAAGUUCCAUGCGGAGACAGGAGCUGACGGGCCCCUUCCCCCUGGCGGGUGGGGUGGGGGCGGGGGCGGCGUGAGCUCCCAUCCUUUCACAGAACGUUAUUUUUUCUCUUCCUCUUCAGACUUAUCCAUUUGUUUUUUUUUGGGGUGGGGGGGACAGAACUUUCCCUUCUUGCUGUUUAGAGGCCUAAUUUUAUAUGUAUUAAGAUGAGAACCAAAUUAAACUUGGAUGUUAUCAAGUUAAAAUUAUUGUAAAAGUUUAAAUAUAUAAAUAUAUAUAUUAUAUAAAUGCAAUAAAUGAAUUGAGAGAGA